GGCGAGGUUCGUUGAUAGAUGAAAUGGUAGCCGUAUCAUUCCAGAGAUGAUAGACAAAGAGAAUGAGAUGUGAUCCCUUUUUUUGGACUAACUAAACAAUAAUUACAAAAUUAAUCACGAGGUCCAUAAGAGACGUGCAACUGACGUCAUUCUGGCGCCAAUAUAUUGUCAGUAUAGUGUAGUAAUAUCGUGCUUAGCAGGAGCCAAAAUGGCAAACAUAGGGCUGGAGUUUCAUUACCUUCUGCACGGUUAAUGGCACAACGUUGUUCCUGGCUUGUUCAUGGUGUAUUUAGAUUUUCUGAAACUGAAAAAUAGUGUAUUGUAAAAAGACAUUCCUAGCUGGUGUGCUUGUUGCCAGCAAGUGAUGUGAAUAACGUGACACACACUUUACAAUAUGUAUGUGUGUGUGUGUGUGUGUGUGUAAUCAUACGGUUUUGUGAUAGAAUGAGCUAUCUUUAUGGAAAUAAAUCUAGUGGCAUAACAUUAAGAACCAGGGCCCAUAACUAUUGACAUCUGUGUAUCAUAGUUCAGUGUUAUUCAUUGGCCGGUCAGUUUUGGACUGGAUUAGCGUCACUUCAUCAGUCAGAACAGCGGUACGGCGUCUCUUCUGCGUGAAAUCGCUGGCAAGCUCCACCAACUAAUAAAACUCUUCUCCACAAUCCUUAAACUCAUACAGUUAUACAUGUCUAAAAUAUAUCGUUACUGUACACAUUUGUGAUGUAAUUCGUGUAGCAGGAAAUCCCUAUUUAAUGUUAUGUACCUAGUCAUUUUUUUUUUUUUUUGCAAUAAAAAAUGGUUAGAUUUUCAGUUUUCGCGCAGUUUAAUCGGUUGUGCGGUGACCAAAGGGUUAACUCCUCCUAAUUAGUUUGCAGAUUCAGCUGAGAGAUUUCCAUAGGCUUGUUAGUUCUUGGCAGAAGCUGCUGUUUUCUACAAAGCCGACACCAUUUAUAUUUUUCUCCGAUUGGAAUUCGUUUGAUACAGUUAUGUAUGAGUUCUUGCUGUUCCCUGUUUGCAGGUAGCUGAGGAGAGUGAGAGAGACCCUCGCCCUGCGCUCCACACCAGUCAGGGGAAGGAGUGGGAUCGUAUGGAAAAGGAGGUAGAGGAGAAUGGGGAGGAACGUGAUCCGUCCCUAAACACCAGUCAAGAGAAGGAGGAGGAGGAGGAGGAGGAGGACUGCCCUUCUGAUCAGGAGGUAGAGGUGAGAGAGGCAGAACCAGUGCCUGCCCUCAACACCAGCCAAGGAGAACUUUCAGAUGAGGAGAUCUCGACCAAUAAGGAGAAGCACUGGAGAUUGGGUUCGGAAGACCCUAAUGACACCUUGGUGUUUGAUUUUAGCGAGAUGGAGAGCGCCCUCUUGAUGUUGGAGUCGUGUACUGCAGGAAGGAAGCACAGUAUGGAAAUAGUGGAGAAGAACAUGCGUGAAGCGGAACCACCCAGUAUUGGCUAAAUUUCAAACAGUACAUUAUACAAGGUUUUGUGUUUUCUUUUGUUAGUAGUUAAAAUGUGAUAUGAAAUAUUAAAAUAAAUGUAAUCUAUAUUUGAACAAAAUAAAAAUUCUGAUUCAUUUCUUUAUUAAAUGCAAGUAUUUUCAUGGCUUUACCUUCACCACACUCUGCCAGUCUCUGUGGGUCAAUGGCAGCUCACCAGUGGUUUAGUCCAUUUCGAGCAACUAACUGAGAAAAUCCCAAAUAAAUGAUUUAAAUGAGUUCCAAUUGUAGCGUACCUAAGAAAAAAGUAAAAAAAAAAAAUUCCUUGUCAGAGCUGCUUCUAGUUUGUGAACAGUGCCUGUUAUCUGAAUGGAGCAAUACUACUGAAUUGUCUGUGUCUCAGGUUUGUUGCUGAAAAAUGUUGAGC
Messenger RNA from Acipenser ruthenus (sterlet), 1854 nucleotides. RefSeq names its product cyclin-dependent kinase 11B-like. The transcript has 5 exons. The coding region runs from base 1085 to 1447 and encodes 120 amino acids. NCBI's taxonomy places the organism in Eukaryota, Metazoa, Chordata, Actinopteri, Acipenseriformes, Acipenseridae. The record is from RefSeq and is a predicted model, not a curated record.